This is a messenger RNA of Sus scrofa (pig), 6762 nucleotides long. It is a transcript of the gene SYNM, whose product is annotated as synemin. Gene Ontology annotation, molecular function: vinculin binding; intermediate filament binding; structural constituent of muscle. Gene Ontology annotation, biological process: intermediate filament cytoskeleton organization; fast-twitch skeletal muscle fiber contraction. Lineage: Eukaryota; Metazoa; Chordata; Mammalia; Artiodactyla; Suidae. Gene Ontology annotation, cellular component: intermediate filament; sarcolemma; neurofilament cytoskeleton. The record is from RefSeq and is a predicted model, not a curated record.
CCAACUCCCGCCCCAGUCUGCGGGCCUCGGGAGCAGCGGCGGGGCGGGAGCGGCGCGGCGGAGGGGACAAGACCAGGGCAGGAGGGAACCGGCCCGCCAGGAGAGCCCCGCACACCAUCAAGAUGCUAUCCUGGCGGCUGCAGACGGGCUCCGAGAAGGCUGAGCUGCAGGAGCUCAACGCCCGGCUCUACGACUAUGUGUGCCGAGUGCGGGAGCUGGAGCGCGAAAACCUGCUCCUGGAGGAGGAGCUGCGCAGCCGGCGGGGCCACGAGGGCCUGUGGGCCGAGGCGCAGGCCCGCUUCGCGGAGGAGGCGUGCAGCUUGCGGCAGCAGCUGGACGAACUGAGCUGGGCCACGGCGCUGGCCGAGGGCGAGCGCGACGCGCUGCGGCGCGAAUUGCGGGAACUGCAGCUGCUGGGCGAAGAGGCGCGCGCCGCCCGCGGCCGUCUGGAUGCCGAGCUGGACGCUCAGCGGCGGGAGCUUCAGGAGGAGCUAGGUGCGCGCGCCGCUCUCGAGGCGCUGUUGGGCCGGCUGCAGGCCGAGCGCCGCGGCCUUGACGCGGCCCAUGAACGCGAUGUGCGGGAGCUGCGCGCGCGCUCCGCUGGCCUGACUCUGCGCUAUCGCGCCCGCGCCACCGGCCCUGCCGCACCCCCGCCGCGCCUGAGGGAAGUGCACGACAGCUACGCACUGCUAGUGGCCGAGUCGUGGCGGGAGACCGUGCAGCUGUACGAGGAAGAGGUGCGCGAGCUGGAGGAGGCGCUGCGGCGCGGCCAGGAGAGCCGGCGCGAGGCCGAGGAAGAGACGCGGCUGUGCGCGCAGGAGGCGGAGGCGCUGCGGCGCGAGGCGCUCGAGUUGGAGCAGCUGCGAGCGCUGCUGGAAAACGAGCUGCUGCGGGUACAAGAGGAGUACGAGCUUCAAGCCGAGGAGCGGCAGAGAGUGAUUGCCUGCCUGGAGGAUGAGAAGGCAGCCCUCACCUUGGCCAUGGCUGACCGGCUGCGGGACUAUCAGGAGCUCGUGCAGGUGAAGACUGGCCUCAGCCUGGAAGUGGCGACCUACCGAGCCUUACUGGAAGGAGAAAGUAAUCCGGAGAUAUUGAUCUUGACUGAGCGCAUUGAAAAUGUGCCACAAGAAUUCAGAAACAAGUCCUAUCAGUAUACCACCUCAGUAUUACAGAGAGAAAACGAAAGAAAUCUGUUCCCAAGGCAGAAAGCACCUGCUACAAGCUUCAAUCCCAGCUUGGCGCCUCGUUUUCAGCCAGCCAUUGGAAGCACUUCCAGAAGGGGUGUCCUGGGCUCUGGAUAUGCUCCCUUUACCACUACCAGGUGGGAGAACUACGAGAAAACUGCCAGCAGUCAAACCAACUUCAGAACUGUCUCUCCAACCCUUGGUCUCUUAAGAAAUACUGAAUCUCAAGUGAAAACAUUCCCUGAGAGACCGAGAACUGGAGGUACAAAGGACACUCCUGUUAAUUUAGCCAAAGAGUCCACUGCUACUCAGGAGUCUUACCGAGAACGCCGGGACAAUGUGGUGGCAGAGCCUUCCAAGAGCACUUGGUCAAAUGAGAGGACCGUCCUUUGGGGAAAGAAAACAGAAGCUAAAGCCACGAGGGAGCAAGAGAGAAACAGACCAGGAACUAUCCAAACAAAACGAGAAGAGAAAAUGUUUGAUUCUAAAGAGAAGGCUUCAGAGGAGAGAAACUUAAGGUGGGAAGAACUGACCAAGUUAGAUAAAGAGGCAAGGAAGAGAGAAAGCGAGCAAAUGAGGGAAAAGGCAAGAGAGAAGGAGUCACUGAAGGAGAAAAGUGUGAAAGAAAGAGAGAUACCGAUCAGUCUAGAAGUAUCCAAGGACAGCACACCAGAAGUGGCCCCGCAAGGGCUUCACACACCCAAGAAGGAUGCUGGUGAUGGGACAGAUAGAGGGGUGGAAACGAGAGAAGUAAAGUUCAGGCUGGAGACCAGUGACACUGCAGGCUCUCUGAAAGCUGAUUCCACAACUGAAACCAUAGCUGAGAACAUUGUUUCUAACAUCCUGAAGCAGUUUACCCACUCUUCCGAGAUGGAAGCAUCUGCUGAUACGUUUCCAGACACAAAAGUCACUUAUGUGAACAGGAAAGAGCUUCCUGGUGACAGGAAAACAAAGACUGAGAUAGUCGUGGAAUCGAAACUGACUGAAGAGAUCGAUGUUUCAGAUGAAACUGGCCUGGACUUCCUUUUAAGCAAGGAUGCUAAGGAGGUGGAGCUGAAAGGAAAAUCAGCAGAACGGAUGAUAGGAGAUAUAAUCAAUCUUAGUCUGAAAGGGAGGGAGGGGAGGGCAAAGGUCGUCAAUGUGGAGAUCAUAGAAGAGCCCGUGAGCUAUGUCAGUGGUGAGAAGGCGGAGGAGUUUUCGACCCCAUUCCAAGUGGAGGAAGUUGAUGACGUGUCUCCGGGCUCUAAGGGGCUUGUUGAGGAGGAGGAAGUUUGCAGAGAAACAGAUGUCACCUUCUCAGGGGCUCAAGAGAAAAAGACCAGGCAGGCCCAAGAGAACAUGACUCAUGUUGAAGAAGUGAUGGAGGCAGGUGACUCAGAAGGUGAGCAGAGUUAUUUUGUGUCGACCCCAGACCCAGACGAAUACCCGGGGCAGGACAGAGAGGAAGGCUCCGUGUAUGGGCAGAUCCACAUUGAAGAGGAAUCCACCAUCCGGUACUCCUGGCAAGAUGAAAUUGUGCCAGGGUCCGGGAGAAGAGUGAAGAGGGAUGAUGCAUUGGGAGAGAAGGUUGUGAAGCCACUGGAUGUUCCAGAAGGGUCUCUGGAGAGGGACACAGGUUCUAGUCACUGGAAAGAACAAGCUCGCAGUGGUGAGUUUCAUGCUGAACUAGUCAUUGAAAAGGAAAUCAAAAUACCGCAUGAAUUCCACACAUCCAUCAAAAAGGGCUUCAAGGAGCCCAGACACCAGCUGGUGGAGGUCAUCGAGCAGCUGGAGGAAAGCCUUCCAGAGCGCAUGAAGGAAGAGCUCUCCGCUCUCACCAGUGAGGGCCAGGGCGGGCUGGAGGGCAUUUCAGUUGACGUAAAGAAGGUCCCCCCAGGUGGCGGGUCCGUGACUUUGGUGGCAGAAGUCAACCUCUCGCAGACUGUGGAUGCUGAUCAGUUAGACUUGGAGGAGCUCAGCAAGGAUGAAGUGGGAGAGAUAGAGAAGGCCGUGGAGUCAGUGGUACGAGACAGCUUGGCCAGGCGGCACAGCCCCGGCCCUGGGAGCCCAGACUGGGAGGCAGGAGCGGAGACCCGGGGCACUGGCCUCGGCUUCAAGCGCUGGGCCACCCAGGAGCUGUCACCCUCUGGUGAGGAUGCCGAGACAGGCCUCAGCUCUCCCAGCUCAGAGUCCAUCACUUCCCAGGGCCCAGUGUCGGCCACGGUGGAAGUCACCAGUCCCAGGGGCUUUGCCCAGUCCCACGUGCUGGAGGACGUCAGUCAGUCUGUGAGGCACAUUAAAAUAGCGCCCCUGGUUUGGAGGACUGAGCACGUCUCACCCGAAGGACCCUCUUCACAGGUGGUGGAGAUGGACGUGAGUAACGUAGAGGCGACCCCCCGCUGGACCCAAGAGGCCACAGUCCUCUUCCCUGCAGGGAUGGAAGCAGAAGCUCAUGGUGUGUCUGACCGUGGUGCUUGGAGAGAUGCUGGCAGUAGGAAUGACCUGGCUGCCAGCGUGAGCUUUCAAGGCUCUGCUGGGGACAGACACCAGGCCGGGGAAAAGGGCAAGGAGCAGGCUGAGUUUGAUAAGACGGUGCAGCUACAGAGGAUGGUAGACCAGAGGUCGGUGAUUUCCGAUGAAAAGAAGGUUGCUCUCCUCUAUCUAGACAAUCAGGAGGAGGAGAAUGAGGACACUGGUUUUGAUAAAUACUGUGUUUUAAAUACCAUCUCUUUGGUGAAGUACCAACACACAAAGGCCUUUACUUUAAGGGAGGGAGGUGUACUCCUUCUUAAAACCUCCCUUCUUUUCACUUUCUUCAAAGAGUCCUCUAGACAAUGUCAGCUUACUUCAUAAUCAGUAAAAAUUUCAGACUAAUUCAUGCCUUAAAAGGCAUUGGAAUUUACUGAGUUGGGACUUUGACAAAUAUUUUUUAUCUUUUCAGUCUUAAAAGUUCCUUUUUCUGGAGUUUUCUUUCCACUUCUAGGGAUGAUUUCCACCAUUUUUGCACCUGGUCACAGAAAUGCCUCGCAUCUGUUUGAAACUAUAAUUAACUAGGUAAGAUUCCUAAAUGGUGACAGGAUUAAAGUAAUCUAUUUAAGAAUAAAUUUAAUUUGCAUGUGCUAAUAAGAUAUAGUAAACUAACAUGUUAAGGGAAAAAUGAAUAUUUGUUUUUCCUCUUUCCAAGUCUUUUCCAAAGAAAUUGUAGGAAAUAAGAUUUUUAAAAAAUCUUGGAGUUCCCAUUGUGGUUCAGUGGGUUAUGAACCUGACUAGUAUCCAUGAGGAUGAGGGUUUGAUCCCUGGCCUCACUCAGAGGGUUAAGGAUCCAGCAUUGCUGUGAGCUGAGGUGUAGGUUGCAAAUGUGGCUUGGAUCCUGUGUUGCUGUGGUUGUGGCGUCGGCCAGAGGCUGCAGCUCCAAUUCAACCCCUUGCCUGGGAACUUCCAUAUGCCACAGGUGUGGCCCUAAAAAGCAAAAAAAAAAAACAAAAACAAAUCUAUGUGAUUUCAUCUUGGGGAAAAGUUAUUUGUCAUAGAAUUAAAUUCAUCUUAAGACUUUAGUGAAUUGCUUUCUAUGUGCAGAACUUAGAAAAUACUAAAAAAAUAUAUAGUAUUUUAUGGAGAAGACAACUUCAGCCUACUACAGUAUUUCAGGUCAGCACACUUGCUAUGUUUGCACAGGUUCCUGGAACCCUGCCCUGGGUCUGUGGGGGGCGGGAGGAUGUUCACUGGGAAUGGCUCAUAGUACCAGUUUUUUUGCGGUACUAGGUCACUAAGCGCACAAGUCUAAGUACUCUUUUUGUUAUAAUGGAAGUUCAGGAGUAGCCAGCUCCUACCUAGACUUGAGCUUUUCUGUGCAUUAGCAGUUAGCAUCUAACCCUUAAUUUUACUGAUGGGGAAGCAGACCCUGAGGACAAUGAAAAAGAUCAUUGAUGUUCACACUACCCGGGACUUGCAGGAUGGUCACCACAGUAAAAGUUGGAAGCCCAGGUAGGCUUGAGCCUCCAAAGAAGCACUUUCCAGCCCAGUGAUGAUGGGGUGGAGACCCUUUUGAGCUCAGCAAGUUAGAGAUGAAAAAUGGCAACCAGCCUCACAGAGGUUUGUGUACUUCCGAUAGAAAUCAUGAUCAUUGGUGUGUUUUGUCCAGGGAAACAAAGAAUACAGUAAAUAGAGUAAGAUGUUUUGGGGAGGGAACUGGGUGCCUCUCCUGCCACCUAGGCCUGAAGCACCAGGAGGGCCCCAGAGGAAGACAGAGCCCCCACUCCCCUGGGCAACAAAGUGUGGACCUGCAGCUCUACACCACUGAGUUUAAGAUACUAGAAUGGAUGUGUUCCAUUGCUUUGUUUUAUUUCACACAAGGGUAUUGUUUUUAAAGCAUUCAUCUUUAAAGGUAUAGCAUCACGUAAAAAAUAGUAUCUCUAACAACACAGGAGUAUUUUAACCCAAACUAGUUUCUUCCACAUAAUGCUGUCUAAGCUGCCUUUAACACAGUAGCAUAGAACUAACUGCCAGGAGUGCACUGAGGAAUAAGGACCUGAGGUACUGUCAUCCUCAGGUAGGUUACGAUAAUGGGAGGGGUGCUGUUAUGGAAUUUGAGGGUCUCUUCUCUGGGUUUCACACUGAUGGCCCUCGGACCUAUCUCAGCUCCCAGGAAUGGCUGCAGCAGGUAGCUUAGGGGGAGUGCCUUUUCCUAAUCGCUAAGCGGAGGCUAAAUGCAGCACAGCUUUCAGGAUGAUCUAUUUUUAAAAUACCCUGAAGCAGACUAUAGAAAGAAAGUUGAUUUGAAUUGCAAACAUAAACCUUUGUUAUCUGCCAAAUGAAUUAGUGAUUGUCUAAUGAUUGUCACAAACUGGUAUGGAGGUGAUAGCCUUGCCAACAAGGACUUCUCAUUUCUAACAUAGCUGAUUUUAUGUUAGAUGUACUUGGUAAUGGUGUUUGUAUAAGUGAUUUAUUGGUGAGAACUUGGUCCAGGUGACAGCCUACUGUUUUGAAGGCAAGACAGAUGGAUAAUGGGGGGAGUCUAUUAUGUGUGUCUAAGUGGCCUUAGUUUAAUGUCACUCUCCUAGCUUGUGACCUUGGAAAUGAUUGCUAAUGUGAGUAAGUUGUUGAGACCAUGACCCACCUACAGUGAAAAAAAAAUCUUAGAUCUUCAUUUUUAUCUCCAUGUUGAAUGCGUAUCUUCAAGAUGUAGCCUGCCAAGAGUGUUUACCAACUUGGAGUCAUGAGCUGUCAUUGGUUACUAAGUCUCUGGAAUACCCAGGAGCAAGGCAUGCCCUUGACACUGUGAUAGGUCACCCCACAGCAUCAUGUCCUUUAAAACCAGUUACUCUGGAGACAGGAGUAGUCAACUGUGUGGUGGGAUAGAGUGAGGAUACAACCAGUCUUUUCACAUUUAUUGUUGUGUAGACAAACAGUGUUAAUGGAAUGUUUUUCACCUUCACACUGGUUGUUUUGAUGUUGUUUGCUUAAAAUGUAUAUUUAGAAUGGAAUCAUCUAAAAAAGCUGAUCUUGCUAAUAACCUCCUGUCCCUGCAAAGGGAAAUGUCAUAAGAAUGUGUAAAAAUAAAAUCUAUGGGAAAAAAAGCUCAUAUUGUUCCUAAAGAGAA